Phytophthora nicotianae INRA-310 is the source of this 651-nucleotide messenger RNA. RefSeq lists its product as hypothetical. Lineage: Eukaryota; Oomycota; Peronosporomycetes; Peronosporales; Peronosporaceae. Bases 1 to 651 code for a protein of 216 amino acids. The record is from RefSeq and is a predicted model, not a curated record. The transcript is spliced from 4 exons.
AUGGAGAAUGAACCGGACAAGCUAGCUGUGUCGACAGCGAUCCUUGCAGCUGUCUCUGCUUCUUCAUUAGCUUCCAAUACCCAGCCAAAUGCAGAUGAAUCCAGCGAGCCGAAGCGCGAAUUUGGAACUGUAGCUUACGAACGCGUAUUACCAGAAGGAGAUUGCCACUGUGUUGAGAGAACUGUAAAAAAGCUGCAGUCUCUUGAUAACUUCGUCCACCUCUGGGUACGCGACGCGCGAACUUUUCGUCAUGGAAUCGAGAGCUCAGUUCCGUAUUUCUCGCUACGUGUAUCAGCCUCCAUCCCCGUAAACGAACUGCGGAAUCUUGUACAGAAGCAGUUUACUCUUCUGUCUUCUUAUCGCAAGGAAGUGGAUGGAGAACUCCAACUCUGCUUUGAUGACCAAACGCUGGACGACGAGGAAACAUUUUCUGCAUACCUUCCUACCACCAUCUCUGCCGAGAAACCAGGGACCAACAACUCCACAAAAUAUCGACAACCUUCGUGGCCUAGACCCCAUACGGAACUUAACAGCUCGUACACAGGGAUUCUAUGGGUAUUACCAUGGCGACCAUCUCGUAAAAAGCCGCUGCAAUGGGGAGACGGUGGAGACCCGAAAUUCAAGACGGGACAAGAUCAAACUCUACAGUAA